GGUCAUUAAGUUUUGUCGGAGUUUCUUUUCCUACAUCCUGCAUAUCUGCGGCUAGACUAAAGUUCAGAAGUGGUAUCGACGAGAAGAUUUAUUCUUCUCCAUCUACGCCUGUGGAAGACAAAAAUAAACUUUCAGUAAAAUGGAUCGUGAGGAGAUGAGAAACAAAGGUCAUGAUGAUUCUGGUUCAGACCCAGGGAUGUCCAGAGUUCAGGACAAGGGUCGAGGAGCACUGGAAUCGAGACACCGAGAGUCCAGUCAUGAGACUUGGCCGAGAGGCUCCUCACGCGAGAGGCGUGCUUGGAGACAAUGUUCAGAGCAACCAGGGGUAUCACGGGUGCGUGAUACUGAGGUUGAAUAUCGUGAGGAUCUUGGCGAAGAGCGCCGAGAUCGAAGAAUGGUUCAAAGGACAGAAGAGAGAGCUCUUCAUACACCUGCGAGGUCAAUACGUCAUCGGUCUCAGAGUGCUGAGUCAGAUGCCCAUGAGGAUCUUCGAGAAAGGAGUUCGAGUUGGAACAGGCUACGACUUGAAGGCCAAGCACAUUCGCGUCCGACUCCUAGGCGUGAAAGGAAAAGAAGUCGGAGUUCAACGAGAAGAGAUGGUGAGCAAUCACCAUUUUCUAAUUCUAAGAGAUUUAAGCGUUCAGAUCCAACAGAUAAUAUUUUAAAUAGUUUUUUGACAGUUUUGAAAUCAAUCAAAAGCUCAGAUAGACCAAAAUUAUCUUUUAAUACCAACAUUGUACCGGAAUUCGACCCGAUGUCUAAAGAGCAAACUGUUUUAACUUGGUUGACAAAAGUAGAGGAGUGUGCUGAAAUAUAUGGGUGGGAUGAUAGGGAGACCAUCCAUUACGCUUUGCCAAAAUUAACUGGGGUAGCAAAGUCUUGGUACCAGAAUCUGCCAACUAUGAUGUUUAAAUGGACGGAGUGGAAAAAGAAAUUAAUUGAAUCUUUCCCGGUACGCGAAGAUUACGCUGAGCUUUUGAGUGAAAUGCUAGCUAAAAGAGUCAAAUACGGUGAAUCACUUGAACAUUACUAUUACGCGAAAAUAAACUUGCUGAAUAGGUGUAGGAUUUAUGGACGUCAAGCUGUUGAUUGUAUUUUGUAUGGAGUUGAAGACAGGGCUAUUAAAGUGGGUGCACAAGCUGCACAGUUCUCAGAACCAGAGCAGGUGCUUAAAUAUUUUAGAACUGUCAAGGUAGGUAAUAGCCGAGAAAAUCGUGAUUUAAAUUCGAGUUUUCGAACUGAUCGUAAAAAUCUGGCUUCUACAUCAAAAUCGGGAAGUUCAUUAAAAAUUACGUGCUAUAAUUGUGACCAAGCUGGUCAUCCUAGUUACAAAUGCGAAAAACCAGCCGCUAAGUGUACGAAUUGUGAAAAAUCAGGUCACCUAGCCAUUCACUGUUUUAGAAAUAAGCGCCCAAAUAAAGAUCAGAAGGAUAGCAAUCAAAGUACAAACAAAAAUGAACAGCAAGUGGCUCAGUUGAAUUUAGUCGAGGAGCUCACUGCUAAAUAUUUGAUUGAUAUUAAAGUGAACAGCCACGUAGUAGACUGUCACUUAGAUUUAGGAAGCCAAUGUUCCCUUAUCAAGUUAUCCAAAGCCAAAGAAUUAAAUUUAGACAUAGUCACGCCGGAGGACUUACCUGUACUCAGGGGCAUAGGCGCUAAUUUGAUUUCACCAGUAGGUAUGACUAUUGUUUCCAUUGAGGUCCAAGGCUUAGAGGACAGCAUAAAUUUGUACGUGGUAGAGGAUUAUGUAAUAAAGCAAUCAGUUCUCUUAGGAC
Messenger RNA from Helicoverpa zea (corn earworm), 1775 nucleotides. RefSeq lists its product as uncharacterized. The record is from RefSeq and is a predicted model, not a curated record. The transcript is spliced from 2 exons. Bases 171 to 665 code for a protein of 164 amino acids. Lineage: Eukaryota; Metazoa; Arthropoda; Insecta; Lepidoptera; Noctuidae.